Tarenaya hassleriana is the source of this 1124-nucleotide messenger RNA. RefSeq lists its product as uncharacterized. The record is from RefSeq and is a predicted model, not a curated record. Lineage: Eukaryota; Viridiplantae; Streptophyta; Magnoliopsida; Brassicales; Cleomaceae. The transcript has 2 exons. Bases 30 to 911 code for a protein of 293 amino acids.
ACUUGCUCACGGGCUGAAUAUGCGAAUAUAUGCAACAAAACAAACGCUUAAAACACUCACGAGAUCAAAUAUUGGCCGAAACCCACACAGAGAAAGAGGGAGAGAAGGUCUGUUACCACGCAAUGUAUCCUCCUCCUUCUCUUGCUGCUCUUCUCCUUCUUCCUCUGCUGAUUUUAGCUUCUUGCUUGACUCAAGAAGCUUCCAGCCGCCGGCCACCCGUAGGAAGAUCCGAUCUUUCUUCUCGGAUCACCGUCGUCGGGGUUGUCUACUGCGACACGUGUUCCAGCAACACUUUCUCCAGACAGAGCUACUUCUUGCAAGGUGUGGAAGUUCAUGUCUCUUGCAAAUUCAAAGCGAACUCGCCAGAAACAGCAGAGGAAAUGAACAUAUCUGUGAACAGAACAACCAACAGAAGUGGGGUUUACAAAGUGGAAAUACCUCACGUCGAUGGCGUCGACUGCGUCGACGGAAUCGCCAUAGCUUCUCAGUGCCAAGCUCGGCUUCUCGGCACUUCCGACAGAGCCUGCAACAUCCCAGUCUUCCAGACCUCGACCAACGAAAUCUCUGUCAAAUCCAAGCAAGACAAGCUGUGCAUCUACAGCUUGACCGCCCUGAGUUACAAACCCUCGAAGCCCAACACCACCCUGUGCUCCGGCGGCCGCGGCGGCGGAGGACGGAGGAGCAACCGCCGCGAUAACCCGUUACGUGAAUCGAAGCUCUUUUGGCCUUACCUUCCUCCGUACUGGUUCCCAUGGCCGUACCCGACUCUGCCUCCCUUGCCGUCUCUGCCGUUCCCGUCGCUUCCGUUCGGAAACCCUCCGGCGACUAUCCCGGCUUUCGAUUGGAGAGAUCCGGCAACUUGGAUUCCUUAUCUUCCUCGUUUUCCUCCGCCCAGGAACCAAACGCCAUGACCUACGCUCUGCCCUCUGCACUGUUUGUGAUUGUGUGUGUGAUCUUUUUAGUGGCUGCUUGAUUCCUUUCUGGUUUCUGGUUGCUCCAAGUGUGUGAUUAGCGAUUUCUAAGUUUGCUUAAUGUGUAAUUAUUAUUUAAUUACAGAUUAUUUGCUCUCAAGCUGUUUGAUUUCGGAAUCUACUAUUAUAAUAAAAGACCUAGACAUUGUCAUU